Schistocerca piceifrons (Central American locust) is the source of this 795-nucleotide messenger RNA. RefSeq names its product speckle-type POZ protein-like. Lineage: Eukaryota; Metazoa; Arthropoda; Insecta; Orthoptera; Acrididae. Bases 217 to 780 code for a protein of 187 amino acids. The record is from RefSeq and is a predicted model, not a curated record. The transcript is spliced from 2 exons. Gene Ontology annotation, molecular function: ubiquitin protein ligase binding. Gene Ontology annotation, cellular component: nucleus; cytoplasm. Gene Ontology annotation, biological process: regulation of proteolysis; proteasome-mediated ubiquitin-dependent protein catabolic process.
UCUGCACUGGCAGCCACUCCCACCUGUCCCUUGGGAAACUGUGUUCCAGAAUCCCUCACAGUGGGACGAGUUCAGGAGACUGAGGAGGCCACGGCCGUGGAUCUGGGUGCUCUGCUGGACGCCGGGGACGGCGCUGUGGUGACUCUGCUGGCCGGGGACACGCGGCUUGUGGCUCACAGGGCUGUCUUAGCCGCCAGGAGUCCCGUGUUUGCGGACAUGGUCCGUCGCGUCACUGUAGAGGGCAGCAGCAGCCAGCUCGUACUCUCGGACACAGAGGGUCCUGUGCUGCGCCAGGUGCUGGCAUACCUCUACACCCUGCAGGUGCCCCAGCUGCCCAGCAUGGCCCCACAGCUGCUGGUCGCCGCCGACGUAUACGGCCUGUCGGUACUGAAAGCGCACUGUGAGCAACAGGUGGUCGCCCAGCUGUCUGUCGAGACUGCGGCAGCUGCAGGUGUUAUCGCUAUUAGGCAUUCCGCCAACAGGCUGAAGCAGGCCGCUGUCGCCUUCAUAAAGGCCCACAUGCUCCGUGUGAUGGCGACGCAGGGUUGGACUGAGGCUGUAGUUAACGAUCCACAAACUGUUGUGGAGUUGACUCAUCUGAUUGCAGAGACACCGACAGACACCAGCACGCCAAGCGCUGGAGAGAGCAGGACCGGCCCCUCCUCGCAGCCACACAGUGGCCCCAGCGACGACGGCCAGAGGCCAGCCACAGCUGUGCCUCCCACCUGUCCGCAGACGACUCCCCAGCCUGAUGACGUCGCCAUCUCUCUCCUGCGGUGAGUUCAGUCACCUUAC